GUACGUUCGCGAAUUUUGCUCCGUGCUGGUGCUUCGUCCAACGACGGGGUUUGUAGAUCGAAUUGAACUUUCAUACCUUACACAACUCGGACAUUUUCGCGGGUUUUCAGAGGCCAAGCCUUUUAAUUUUUUGAAAAAGAACCUGUAAAAAGAAAGGCUUUUGGGACUCACCGGGGGGUGUGUGCUUUCCCAGUAGUGCGUGGACUGAAAGGAAGAAGCGAAAAAGCUCAGGCCAUCCUGUUGGGCCAAAAGAAAAUCGGUGAAAAGUGCGGACAUUUGGUUAAGAAUGUGACCCCGAAAGAGUGACUUGGUCGGACCAUUUUGCCAACUGAGAGCACCAUCUUCGCUUAAAAAAAUGAAUUUCAUGUGAAAUAAAAAGCUCUGCGAACUUGCAAAGCAUACAUAAUAUUCCUUCUUAUUCGUAUAACUACAAAAAAAAAGAAAUAAUUGAUAGUUUUUAAAUGCAAAAAAAAACCGUGCUCAAUAGCUGUGAUUAAAAAUUUCUAAAGAAAAUAAGAGAAAAAAAAGAAAAGGUGAAAAGCGACGUUACACACCCUUAAAAUAAAAUCCCCCAUUGCAUCCAUUUGAGGGUAUUUUCGCAAAAGAGUGUGUGAAAAGUCUCUCUCGGCAUACUAUAUAUGUGGAAAACGGGCUGUGAACGAAAAGUCGAUUUGUGGAAGCAUUUGUCGUUCUUUUUUUUUCGGGGGGAGAUUCUGCAGGGAUUUUUUUCGGCCAGGGGGUGUAUGGCACGGGAAGGCGAAAAGGCGUUUUCGCUCUGUCUGCUGCUGACCCACCCAGCCAUCCCCCCAAUAGCACACCAUUUAAUUAUUAAGACUCCACCGAGAGAAAGAGAGAGGGAGACACAGAGAGCGCGCGCGAGAGAAUCAAGUUGAGCUUCCAAAAAGCCACCCCUGUAGGCGCACAAGAGUGAGGGGUAGUGAUGGGACAUUUUGAGACUUGAGAAGCAAAGAAAGCACUUUAAUUGCACACGAAUGUGUACCAAAAAAAUCGAAAAAAAAGUCCUCGCAAAUUAUUUGUGUGCUUUCCUUCCCCAAGCUCUGAAAAAGCUCACACAGAGAGAAUUUAUAUUUUUCUAUGUGUUGUGUAUACAUAUUUCUUGUAAAUUUUUCGGUGUAUAUAGCGGUGUGGUGGUAAAAAAAAAUAGUUGGGUGAAAAUCUGAAGCCGGGUGCGCAGGCGUUAAAUUUUCAAAACUUUACCCGAUAAUAGCGAGAGGAUCUCCCCCCAAAAUGAGCUUACACGGAGAAAUUGCACGGUGGUGUGUGUGUGCUCCCCCUAAGAAUUUUGUGCCUGUGUGCGUGGCAAAAUUUUGCUUUUCCGUGUCCCGCCCAACAUUUUUGCUAGUGCAAGGCGGAAAAUUGUCUGUUACGGCUGUCGUGUUGUUCCGUGGUUUUAGAAGAAGAAUUUUUAUUUUAAAUUCCACAUCACUACCUUUUUUAUUUAUUUAUAUUUUAAAAAUUCUCUCUCUCGUCGUAUUUUUCCACCAAAAUCCCUGAAUAAAAAAUGGGGUGAAAGACCACAAUUCCCGUCUAAAUUCAAUCCUAAAAAAUCAGCAGCAGUGUUAGAAAAAAUGGCCAUCUGGGUGGUAGAACGUCAAAAAGUGGAGCAUUGGAUGGAAAAUAUAUCGUGAAAAUUCUAUAUAAUUCCGUCAGUGAAAAGCUCUUCAUUCCUCAGCCCCUUUUUCACAACAUAACCCUUUAAAAAAUACAUUUCUGUGUGCAAGAAAAAUAAUAAACUUAUUGAGAUUAAGUCAAAAGGCAAAGACAAAAAAAAACAGAAAAUAUUUUUAAUUUUUACAGCCCACCCCGCCCCAUUGUGGAUUUGUGCAGAAAGUUCGGAAUUAAGUCACAAAAGGAAUAAAAGAGAAAAAUAAUCAAAAGAAAAACAAACGUAAAAGUAUUUAGUGUGGGGAGAUAGGAAUUUUUGUACAUAAUAUUCCUUAUAAUUUUGUUGUUGUAAAAACGCAAAAGAGAAAGAAAGAAAAGAGAAAAGUGAAGUACAUCUCAAAUGGAUGCCAGUGAGGGCCAUGUUGCAAUGCAAUUUGUGAGACUGUACCAUUGAGAAGAGAAGAUUUUGAGGCAAAAAAUGCGGAGAAAGGGCCAUUUGGUGCACCUCUGAGUCCGCCAGAGAGUGUUUUUUAUUAUGUGAUUUUCUUGCCAAAAAAAAACGAAGGAAAACGCCCUCGACAAGAGACUGUGGUGGUUGUGUGAUGAUCUGGAUUUGAACGGUGUGUGGGAGAGAGACCCCAAAAGCAAAAAAAAAAAAGAAAAUCGAAGAAAAAUGGAGUACCCGAUUGACCCGUGUGCAGAUCAAUAUAUGAUGCUGAACACUAAUUGGGAGAAGUGUGUUCGGUGAGAUGAGCUUCUCUAUGAAACAAUUGGGGUGACAAGAGUGCAUUCAGGGGGGGCACAAGUAUAUAUACCACCAAGGCGGGCACUUUGUCGUCAUCACUGUGAUUUCGAGGAGGUGGCGGCGGCAACUACAAAAAGCAAACUACAAAACUUGUAGCACCGUGUACACAGCAAAACGUCUUGUGCUAAUACAAAACGCGAGCGCGGGGGCUGUUGCGAAAUUUCAUCCCCCAAACACGGAGACAAAAGUGGGUAUCAGGAAGGAAGGCUGCUGAAGUGGAUAAAGCGACAUUCACACGGGAGGAGACAAGUGAUUCAACAUCAUGCACCUAUUGAAGGAUACACUUCUGUCGAAAGCCCAAUUCGGAGCACUAUGGGUGGUUCUCACCUUUGUCAUAUUUGUACCCCCAUCGAAAAAGUUGGCGCUUGUCGAUGCCGCCACUGGGGGUGGAAGUAUGCUAGGCGACGUCAACAUAUCGGCUAUUCUGGAUUCCUUCAGUGUUAGCUACGACAAAAGAGUAAGACCAAACUAUGGAGGUCCCCCCGUGGAAGUCGGCGUCACCAUGUAUGUCUUGAGUAUCAGUUCAGUUUCGGAAGUUCUCAUGGACUUUACACUGGAUUUCUACUUUCGCCAAUUUUGGACGGAUCCACGGUUGGCGUACAGAAAGCGACCCGGUGUUGAAACACUAUCCGUCGGCUCCGAAUUCAUCAAAAAUAUAUGGGUACCUGAUACAUUUUUUGUAAAUGAAAAACAGUCGUACUUCCAUAUCGCAACAACAAGCAAUGAAUUUAUAAGAAUUCAUCAUUCAGGUUCCAUAACUAGAAGUAUUCGUCUCACAAUCACAGCAUCCUGUCCAAUGAAUCUUCAGUAUUUCCCAAUGGAUCGACAGCUAUGUCACAUAGAGAUAGAGAGCUUCGGAUACACAAUGAGAGAUAUCCGAUAUAAGUGGAACGAAGGUCCCAAUUCGGUUGGUGUCUCGAGCGAAGUGUCUCUACCCCAAUUUAAGGUUUUAGGACACCGACAGAGGGCAAUGGAGAUCAGUCUUACCACAGGAAACUACUCACGACUCGCAUGCGAAAUCCAAUUCGUACGAUCGAUGGGAUACUAUCUAAUUCAGAUUUACAUCCCAUCGGGAUUAAUUGUGAUCAUAUCGUGGGUAUCGUUCUGGCUCAACAGGAAUGCAACGCCAGCCCGAGUUGCCCUCGGCGUAACCACUGUGUUGACAAUGACAACACUCAUGUCGUCUACAAAUGCAGCUCUGCCGAAAAUAUCCUACGUUAAAUCAAUUGAUGUUUAUUUAGGAACGUGUUUCGUCAUGGUUUUCGCUAGUUUAUUGGAAUAUGCCACGGUGGGCUACAUGGCGAAGCGAAUUCAAAUGCGUAAACAACGAUUUAUGGCAAUCCAGAAGAUUGCUGAACAAAAGAAGCUGCAAGUAGACGGCGGCCAGCCGCCACCGGGCGGCGGUGGCGGCGGUGGCGGUGGCGUUGGUGGUGAUCAUGGACAUGGCCAUGGCCAUGGGCAUAGCCAUGGGCACAUCCAUGCACCAAAGCAAACAGUGAGUAGCCGCCCAGCUGGUUUUUCAAGUGUGCAACCGAACGUUGGAUCGCGCGGUUGCUCGAUAGUGGGACCCUUGUUCCAGGAGGUGCGCUUCAAAGUCAACGAUCCCAAGGCUCACUCGAAGGGUGGCACCCUCGAGAAUACAAUCAAUGGUGGCCGCGGCGGCGGAGCUGGGCCAGGGGCCGGAGACCGCGGCGGGGGCGGUGGCGGCGGUAGCGGUAGUGGACCCGAUGAGGAGGCCGGCGGGCCAUCACCUCCUCAUCUCAUUCACCCGGGAAAGGAUAUAAAUAAGCUUCUAGGAAUUACACCGUCAGAUAUUGACAAAUACUCUCGAAUAGUCUUUCCCGUGUGUUUUGUGUGCUUCAAUCUUAUGUACUGGAUAAUUUAUCUGCAUGUCAGCGAUGUAGUGGCCGAUGACUUGGUGCUCCUGGGUGAAGAUAAAUAGAUAAGAUGUAGCAAAAGAACAUACCUCCACCCGCAUAAACUGAAGCUCUCAUCCUACACAAAUAGAAUUAUUAUUAAAAAAAAAUAAUGAAGAAAUCAAGCAAAAAAGUCACACACACUCACACACUUUUUUAUAACAAAAAAAUCCAUUAAUGUGUCAUCCCGAUGUGCUUUUCAGUUAAGACUUGUACCGAAUUCAAAAAAGAAAAAAAAAAACGAAGAUAAGAUAAUGUUGAGAAGAAACAUUUAUCAAGUGCUCCGCUCUAAACAUACAGUAGGGUUAAAGAAAAAAAAUUACUUUAUAAUUUUGUGAACGUGUAAAAGUCUUUUAAAAAAUGCGAAUUAAGAUAUAAAUGAAAAAUUUUACUUUGUGUGGUGUAUAAGAAUUUGCUUCCAACUAAGAUGCCAAAGAUAUUAAAAAAAUGAGAUUUUUUCUUAAAAAUACCAAAAAAAAAAUGGAACUUAAUGAGAACAAACCAAUGGAUUUGUGUUCAUUGAAAGAGUUAUGCUCUUUGCGUGUAAAAUUCUUAGCAUUUAUUGUUCUAUUUAAAUUAAUUUUAAGUGAGCAACAAUUUAAAAAAAAAAAAUUAAUGAAACCCGCACCAACUCGAGAAUUCCGCAGCAUUUUUCUUAAGGUAUUUAGUCAUGUAGGAGAUUCUCUCUCAAAUAUCUAUAUCCUCUUAUAUAUAGCACAGGAUAUAUAGCACAUUUCAUCGCAUCGGGAUGUGAAAGAUAUAUAAUAUCUUGCCAAUAUCCUUGCGGAAGGAUACUCUUUUUUUGUUGUUCCUAGAGCACAUUUUUAACGUUUAAAUAUCCAAUUAAGAAAAUAAAUAGCAAAAAAAAUGCAUUGAGAGUGGUCCAACAUUAAAGAAUUUAAUGAUUUUUUAAAAUGCAAAUUUCAUCGGAGCAUAACUCGUGUGCCCUUGCUAUAGAUCAUCAUCUCUUUUCUCUAGACGCACACCUUGCCUAGCCUACAAAAGUCAUGUUUUCUUAACAAAAUUUAUUCAACUAUUUCCACUUAAUUUAGAAUUUUCACUUUGAAAGAUUCUGAGCUAUAAAUUACUUUUCUGAAAUGCUCCAUACUUCUUCCUCUUCUAUCUAUGUUCUUUCUAUUAUAGCAAAUUUCCUUUCCUCAAACCACAUUUAAAAAUUUUUUGAAUAGAACAAAUAUUUUACUGUUAAACUUUGUGUAUGAAAAACACUUUUCCACUUUAAAAACUUUCAAUUUUCUUUCACCAAAAUUAUUCUUAUUUUUUAUUAAGCAAAAAUAAACCUUCUUCUUAUUUUUUUUUUAUGGUGUGUGCGUGUGUGUCUAGGAUUUCGCGCCAAAGUAAAAAUUUCAAAAAUAAUGAAAUUUUGCAAAGUAUUUUUUUUCUAUUCAAUCACACCACAAUAUCCUCCCAUUUUUUUCUUUUAAAAUAGAGAGAAAAAAAUCAAUAAAAAAUCGCGAAGAGUUUUGGGGAUGAUAGUAAUGGUCCAUGAUGAAAAAAAAAUCGAUUGCAGGGAUAAAUCUCGCGAAUGAGAAUGAAGCAAAUGGGUGGAUUUUUCAUCGAGUUGCACACUUUGUGAUUGAAUAUCCAGUAAACGCUUUACCCGACGAUGAAGAAAUUGAUGAUAACAUUUAAGCAAAGCUAAAAUAAAUAAAAAAUCAUAACAAGGAAUCAAAAAUUUUAAUCAGAAUAAACAAAACUAACACAGAGAGAAACUAAAAAAGAAUAUGUGGGCGAUUAGGUAUGGCAUAUAGAUGGAGGGACAUAAAAUACACGGUGAUAAAAAAAAGUAUGUGAGGCAGCGCUUUAUGGAUAUAGAUACUCGAAUACAGUCAGAUUUUCACAGCCAACAUAGCUAUGAAUUACUGGUAGAUGGAACGUCCAAGAGAAAAAUAUUCCACAUUGACACCUCAUCCAUUUAAGUAAAAAAAAAAAUACACGUGUUUCGUUAGAGACAGUUCGUAACACAGAAAGAUAUAUAAUUCAAAAAAUCCCAACCACCAUCAAUCAAAAUAUGAAUAUCAUUGACAUUUUUGCGAAAUUCUUCUUUAACAUUCCUCUUCUGGCACACGCGCCUUCGGACUGCAGAACCUCCAUUCUGGGUUUGCUCAAUUUAACACAAUCAUUCUUACUAAUGGACUUUUUUUCUUUGGCAAUAUUAUAUUUUAGAAUCAUUCUCUAUAUGUGAGAUACAUACUUCCAAACUAAAAGCCAAUUUCGAUGGUGUUUAAAGGAAGAAAAAAUGUCUUUUCUUGAGAAAAAGAAACCUGUGAGGCAGCAUAAAAAUGCGUUUAAUAAAAAUUUCCAAAAAUAGAGAGAAAAAAAUGAUUGAAAAUUGGAAAUUGGUUUCAUGAAAACUUUACGUGAUGGUAUGAAAAUUAGUAGAAUGUGGUAAAAGAUAUUGAGAAAAAAAAUCCAAUUAAUUUUUCUUAUAGGUAAUGUCGUCUAAUAUGAGGUCGUUCAUUGUUUUCUUAGUUUACUCUAAAAUGGAAAAUAGCCAGAAAAAUUAAUAGAAAUUCAUUUUCAAAUAGUUUUUUCCCCUAAAAGUAGUUCAGUUUAAAAGUGGAACGUCUAGUUUGAAAAAAAAAUAGUUUCUAUAUAUUAGUGGACCUGACGAAGGGGGCAUACGUCUCCGAGAUGUUAUGCUAAUGAAAAGACAUGAAUUUCUGAAGGUUAAUCCAGGAUCAAUCUCCUGUUCUACUCCCCCAAAAUGACAUAAGAGGAUUGUUUCAUAAUGAACUUCAGACUUCAAUUUUCAUUCAUUUCCAUUCUGUGGAAAAAUGGAUUUUUUCUCAAUAUACACAUAAAAAAACGAAAAUAAGGUUUUGCAUCUAAAAAAAAAGAACUUUUCUUUUAUAUAUAAAGCUAAAUUAGCUCAAUAUUCUUGUCAAUUAUUCUAUUUCAAAAAAAAUUAUUUCAAUGCAAAAUUGUUCUCUUGCAAAAUUUGGCUAUAAAACUAAAUUGUUUUCUUAAUAAAAAAACAUUUUUUUCUUAUUAUAUGUAUAAUGUAAAUCUAUAUAUUUGGGGUGAGCGCAAAAUAAAUCGAGGGUAUAAAAAAUAGGAAAAAAAAUUAGGCUAAAAUUUUAAAAGUCAGGGUAUAGAAAGAGUUGAAAAUGAUUUUUCAAAAUCACCCGAAGAUUCAUCCAUACUAUUUUCAUCACUAAAACACACAAAUCAAGAUUGAGCACUUGAAUUUUUUUCACACAAUAAAUGUCUUAAUUAAAAAAGAAAAAAAAAGAUGAUUAAAAGGAAAUCUAGCGAAUUCACCUCAUAUUAAGAUCAAAACAAAAACAACACUGGUUUUAGGGUAUAUAUGACCAUCCGGUUAAAAGGAGAAAAAAGAAAAAAAAAUCGAAGAAAAAUAAAUCCAAAAGAGUGAUUAAAUGCCAGAGUUAGUGCUAUCUAUAUAAAUAGUAGAAAACACAUUAAUUAAAAAGAAAAAAAAAGAGAAAACAAUUGAUAAAUAAAUUAAAUGCACCCUAAAACACACAUUACACACAGUUUAUGUAAAGUUACAUUGCAAGAAAAACAUGUAUAUUACAUAUAUAGCGAUUUAUUAUUAUUAGUAAAUUUACAACACACGAAAUCACACGAAAGUGACAAAAAAAAGUACUAUUAAAGAACCAUAAAAUGCUAAAAAACACUAAAUAUUAUAUAUAAAAAAGGUAAAAAGGAAGACACCUAAUAUGUAAUCGUAUAUAUACAUUUAUGUAAAAAAAAAAACAGAAAAUAAACGGAAUUCCAUGUAGUUAAAGAAGAAAAUUUUCAAAAACACGUAGCAUAUUGUAUUCACGUUAAUUUUUCAACAAAAAAGAAAACAACAAAAAACAUAUAAAAUAUGUAAUAUUUUUUUCCAAAAAAAAUUUCAAUAUAUCUCAGUUUCAAUAACAAAAAAUCAUUCUUAAAAAAACUGCACACAUUCAUCGUAGAAUUAUAUAUAAAAAUUUAAAAAGAAAAUCACGCGACAACAAAACCCGAAUCCUAACUAGAAAAUCCAAAAAAAAAUCAUAAAACUCAUCAAAAUGUAUAAAUUUUAUAUAGAUAUUAAAAAAAAAGAAAAAACAGUAAAAUGAAGAUGAGGAAAUACAUUUUAUCAAGUCCUUUGAAUCAAUGUGCAAGUUAGGGAAAAAUUAUUAAUUACUAAAAAAAAUGAUGAGGAAAAUAUGACAGAAAAAGAUAUAUUUAAAAGUUUAAGCAAUAUCUUUUCAUACAUAAAAAAGUGAAGAAUAAGUAAUUAUUGAAAUAUGAAUAAUUAAAAGUAAUAUAAAAAAGUAUUUAAUGAUUACUAUUAAAAGUAAAAAAAAAAUAAUUAAGAAGGAAAGAAAAAAUUAAUAAGGCACGUUGAUUCUGAAGCCACUUUAUAUUAAAAAAAAAAAAGAAAGUAUUGGAUAUAAGCAUUUUGAGGGAUCUCUAACUCGGUACCUAACUUUAAGAAGAAAACAUCACGUUCGGAGACAGAAACACCGCGAGCCGAAAGGAAGCGUUAUUGCCUGCCUAUAACCAAAAACGGAUAUCCGAAUUUCUCCGUGUAAAUGGGCGAUAAAAUCAACUCAACUCAGCAUUUAAUGAAGCGAUUCAGCACCCCCUGCAACAGAAAACCAGCUGCGUGGCCGCCGGAUGUUGGGACCUGAGCUAGAGAUCGUUCGUUUAUGUCUGCUACAAACGAAAUUCUAAAUUUAAAUAUAAUAUUAACAUAAAUAUAUAUACAUAGAUAUUACACACAUGGAAAUACACUUACAAUAUUGAUUUACUAAUUUAUAUAUAACAAAUACGGAUGAGGAGGAGGAGGAGGAAAAGAUGAGAGACAAUUACUGAGAAAAAAAAAACUAAUCUUGAAUUAAAUGAAAAUUGUGUUAUCGACGAAAUGAAAAACCUUAACCACUUCCCUCCUUUAAAAAAAAACACUUCAAAGCUAGAGCGAGUAACUUGAACUGAUAGCGAAUUGUGACGCCGAAUGGAAUUUAAGAGGAUUCUCACAGCUUAUUUCAAAUCCAUUUGCUAUAUUUUUUCUCUUGGUAGCUUUUUUGCGUGAUUUUCGGUUAAAGAAAUCGCUGAUUAACGUUGCUGAAUAUCAUGUAAGAAAAUUCACAAAAGAAAAUUGAGUAGGUACAUUGGAUUCAGGUCAUGCCUGGGAAUUCCUCAAAUCUCCAUAAAUUUCAAGCAAAAUAAUUCUUUUUUAUUCAUUAAAAAAAAUUCUUUUACAAAGAAAAUCCAAAACGAAACAUCAUCAAAUUCACACCCAUAAACCGAAUCAUCUUCGAAUGAUGACAAAAAAUCGGUAUGGAGGUUAAAUGGCAAAACCAACAUAAUUAGAAUUGAUAAAAUGAAAAAGAAAACCAAAGAGACGAAAACAACAAAAUACCUAAACGUGUUCUUUUAGUUGUUUUUGUAUAAAACUUUUUAAUAUAAAAGAUAAAAAUCACGAAGAAAUCACUCAAAAGGACAGUUAAAGAAUUUGUAAAUAUUAGUAAAAACAAAAAAAAAGAAAUUCUCAAUAUAAACUCUAUACUAAUUUCACCCCUCCAUUGAAGAAAAAAAAGUGAGAAAAAAUUGUACGAAGGCAAAAAUGUCUUUUGCUUUGAUUUUUUCGUUUGAACUGUUCGAGAAAGUCAAUUUUAAUGUACUUUUAAUAAUAAAGGAUAAAAAAAAUAAUAAUAUAAAAAUAAAAAUGAAAUAAUGAAUUAUAGAAAUAAUUAAAAAAAAAAACAAAGAAAAAAAGUAAAAUCUCUUGAUAAUUUGCACAAUUUUCUAUAUAAUAAAUGACAAAAUGAAAAAAAUUAGGCACAUUUAUUGUUUCUGUUUUGGGUUUUUUUUAUUCAUUCAUAUAAAAUAGUAAAACGACUUUAAAAGGAAAGAAUGAAGAUGAAGAAAAAACCUAACAAUGUAUUAAAUACACACGUAAUACCCGCAAUUUGAGGGAAAAAAAUGAGAAAUAAUAAGUUACUAUUCUAAAAUAGAUAUUAUUGCAUAAAUAAAUAAAUGAAAAACAAGGAGAAAGUGAAAAAGUGAGUUUAAAAAAAAAACGGGAUAAAAAGAAAAAGGUGUCAUUUCCUACAAAGAAAAUCCAACACUUGCGACCGAUAAAUGACCGAUAAAUAACCUUUAGAAGGUACCUAUAUUUUCCAAUUAUUUUCAUUUCUCUUCGUAAUAUGUGAGGUAUUUUCGAUUGUUUUACAUGAUAUAGAAUAAUAAAAGAAAAUGAGAAAAAAAUAAAAUGAAAUUUUUAUAUACAAAAAAUACACACAUCAGAUAAAUGCAUUAAUUUGAUGAGAUAUGAAAUGGAAAAAAAAUUAAGGAAAAAAAUGAAAACAUAUUGGUAAAAUUUAUAAUUAUCCAUAUUUAAUAUUAAUUAGAUUUGUUAACGUAAUAUAUUUUUUGUAUUGAAAAGUAUAACAAAAAAAAAUAUUAUUGGUUUUAGUAAAAGAAAAAAAAGGUGAAGAUCAUGAAAUACACUGAUAAAAAAUUAUUAAAAGAAAACUAAAUAGUAACAUGAACCGUUGGAAUGGUGGAAAAAAACCUAGCUACUCUAGAAUAAACAACACAUAUUAAAAAAAGAUGAAUAUAUUCUAAAGAUAUAAAAAAAAUAGAAAGCAUUUAUGGUUACCAAGAAACAAAUACGAUAGUUAUAUUUUCAAAGAAAGAAAAUAAGAUGAUAAUACUAAAACAAAAUAUACAAAAUAAUAAUUUUUAUUUAAAUUGCACACAACAAAUUUCUAUAACUCGUGUACUCGAAAAUAGAAGAAAUAAAAUAAUUAAAAGAUUUUAUUUUCAUUCACAUUUUUCUUUAACCUUUGUCCAUCCUAAUUUAAGUGAAAGAUUCCUUUCUUUCUUUAAAAAACAAUUAAAUACACCAAAGAAAAUACUAUAUAUAAUGGAAAGAAAAAAAAAACUUCCCCCAGUCCGUUGAAACAUGUGAAAGAAUAAAAAAAAAAGUGAUGACCACUAGAAUUUUUUUCUCCUUAUUUUAUUUGUUAAUUAAAUUCUCUAUUUAACGUUGCAAAACACAAAGUAAAAAAAAGGAUAAAAAAAAUGAAGAAAAACUUAUAACGUAAAACUAUAUUGAAGAAAAGUCGUAAAGCGAAAUAAAAAGAUGAGAAAAAAACAAUUAUUUCAUAUUUAAAACUCUAUUUAAACAAUGACACAUUAUUGUACUUAUCUGAUUAUAAAUUAUGAUUAUUGUUACUGUUGAAAAAAAAAUGAAGAAGAAAAAUAACAAUUUAUGUUUAUGAAAAAGGAAAAACUAUGAUAUAAAAAAUAUAGGAAAAUUUUAAAUGGAAAAUGAUAAUUUUUCUAUUUGAAGUGACAAAAAAAGAACUUACUAAAUGAAGAGUAAAAAAAAAUCAGAUGAAUAUGAGAGAGAAAAUAUUGGAAAUAUACGAGACAUAGCGCAAAAUAAAACCAAAAUAAUUUUGUUAUACAAAUAAAGAAGAAAAAAAAUACAAAUAUUCCCA
Molecule: messenger RNA, 11813 nt
Organism: Lutzomyia longipalpis
Lineage: Eukaryota; Metazoa; Arthropoda; Insecta; Diptera; Psychodidae
Gene: Rdl
Product: gamma-aminobutyric acid receptor subunit beta
Exons: 9
Coding region: 2694-4373 (559 amino acids)
Biological process (GO): signal transduction; chloride transmembrane transport; chemical synaptic transmission
Cellular component (GO): synapse; membrane; neuron projection
Molecular function (GO): chloride channel activity; extracellular ligand-gated monoatomic ion channel activity; GABA-A receptor activity
Source: RefSeq, a predicted model, not a curated record